Brettanomyces nanus is the source of this 636-nucleotide messenger RNA. RefSeq lists its product as uncharacterized. The transcript has a single exon. Gene Ontology annotation, biological process: vesicle budding from membrane; late endosome to vacuole transport via multivesicular body sorting pathway. Gene Ontology annotation, cellular component: ESCRT III complex; multivesicular body. The record is from RefSeq and is a predicted model, not a curated record. Lineage: Eukaryota; Fungi; Ascomycota; Pichiomycetes; Pichiales; Pichiaceae. The coding region runs from base 1 to 636 and encodes 211 amino acids.
AUGGGGAACGUACCCUCUUCACCUAAAGUUACGGCACAAGACAAAGCAAUUCUUCAGCUUAAGCUUCAGCGAGAUAAACUUCACAAGGCCUCGACUAAAAUACAGGUGAUCGCUAGAAAGGAGAAUCAGAUAGCGAGACAAUCCAUUCGAGAUGGAAACAGACGAAGAGCUUUGCUUGCGUUAAAGAAGCGCAAAUAUCAGAAAAAUUUAUUGGAUACGAUAGAGAAGCAGUCUGAUACCCUAGAGACCUUGAUUAGUACGAUAGAAUUCAAACUAAUAGAGAAAGAUGUGGUUUACGGGCUACAGCAAGGUAACAAUGUGUUGAAGGAAAUCAACAGCGAGCUUUCUAUAGAAAAAGUUGAUAAGAUUAUGGGUGACUCUGAAGAAGGUAUCAUGUAUCAAGAAGAGUUGAGCAGAAGACUUGGCCAGGUGAUGCCAAGAGCGUUAGAUGAGGAAGUUGACCAGGAGUUGGAUGCUAUGGAAAGGGAAGAGAAUCUGAAAGAAGAGGCACGUGCGCCUGGUUCACUUGUUCCACAGCUUCCAGAGGUUCCUCGUACUCAAAUCAAAGAUGAGCAUGCAGAGGAAGAUCAUGAAGAAGCGGUAGAAGCCCCGAGGGCUCAACUACUCUCGGCAUAA